GAUAGGUGUCAUAGGGACCGACAGAGAGAGAGAGAGAGAGAGAGGACAACUGACAGACGUGAGCUUCGCGCAGUAAGAGAGGUUUUUUAAGCUGUAGGGGAGAUCGGCGACGAGAUCUGAACGGUUUAAGGACCUAGUACUUGCCCUCUCUUGCUGUUUGGAAGGGUUUAAGGAAAAAGUAAACAGUUUCUCAAAGUGCAUUUGGAUAUGCCUUCGAUGGCGCAAACAGGGCGAAAGAGCUUCGAGCAAAGUCACAAACCUAAUGCUAAGCCUUCCAAUGAAUAUUUUGCCAGGAGGCAAAAGAUUUUACAACAGAGAAAAUCGCUUCCUAUUGCUUCAGUUGAGAAGCGGCUUGUUGAAGAGGUUAGGAAAAACGAUACUUUGAUUAUUGUUGGUGAAACUGGAAGUGGAAAAACAACACAAUUGCCCCAAUUUCUUUUUAAUGCCGGGUUCUGUCUUGAUGGAAAGAUUGUGGGGAUAACACAACCAAGACGUGUUGCAGCUGUCACUGUGGCGAAAAGAGUAGCCGAGGAAUGUGGUACGGAGCUGGGUCAGAAGGUCGGAUAUUCAAUUAGGUUUGAUGACAAAACUUCUGCCUCAACAAGGAUCAAGUACAUGACAGAUGGAUUACUGUUGAGGGAAGCAUUAUUGGAUCCAUAUCUCUCUAGGUACUCGGUCAUUAUUGUUGAUGAAGCUCAUGAAAGAACUGUCCACACUGAUGUGCUACUGGGGUUGCUAAAAAAGGUUCAGAAUGCAAGGUCAAAGUCCUUAAGCAAACAGGCUAAUCUUGAUAAUAAGAAGGCAAGCAAUGGCAUUCUUUUGAGCAAAGAAGACAGCGAUAAAUGCAUCAGUAUUUUCAAACAAUGCCAAGGCAGAAAAUUCCCUCCUUUGAAGUUAAUUGUCAUGUCUGCUAGUUUGGAUGCGCGAGUUUUUUCUGGUUAUUUUGGUGGUGCAAAAGCUGUUCAUAUUCAAGGGAGGCAGUUUCCUGUAGAUAUAUUUUAUACUCUUUAUGCUGAAGAAGACUAUUUGGAUGCAGCAUUAGUUACCAUAUUUCAGAUUCAUUUGGAGGAGGGCCCUGGUGAUAUCCUUGUGUUUCUCACUGGUCAAGAAGAGAUUGAAGCUGUUGAAAGAUUUAUUAAAGAACGACUUCAACAGUUCCCUGAAGGUUACCAGAAGCUGUUAACUGUUCCCAUUUUUUCUUCUCUUCCAUCUGAACAGCAAAUGCGAGUUUUCAUGCCUGCUCCAGCUGGUUUCCGUAAGGUUAUAUUGGCAACAAAUAUUGCUGAGACAUCGGUCACAAUACCUGGAAUCAAGUAUGUUAUUGAUCCUGGGUUUGUAAAGGCACGCUCCUAUGAUCCAGUCAAAGGAAUGGAAUCGUUGAUUAUUGUUCCUACCUCAAAAGCACAGGCUCUUCAAAGAAGUGGAAGAGCAGGGCGUGAAGGGCCUGGCAAGUGCUUCCGUCUCUAUCCAGAGAUCGAAUUUGAGAAACUCGAGGAUUCGACAAAACCAGAGAUAAAGCGAUGUAACCUCUCAAAUGUGAUUUUACAGCUUAAGGCCCUUGGUAUUGAUGAUAUCCUUGGGUUUGACUUCAUGGAAAAACCAUCAAGGGCAUCUAUUGUCAAAUCAAUGGAGCAACUGUUCUUGCUAGGUGCUUUGACUGAUGAUUGUAAACUAUCUGACCCAGUUGGGCGUCAAAUGGCUCGAUUCCCUCUAGAUCCUAUAUAUUCAAAAGCUCUAAUCUUAGCUAAUCAGUUCAACUGCUUGCAAGAAAUGCUGAUUACUGUUGCAAUGCUCUCAGUGGAAUCUAUUUUUUAUUCUCCUCGUGAGAAGUCUGAAGAGGCAAGAACUGCAAUGACAUGUUUUGCAAGUCCAGAGGGAGAUCAUCUCACUUUGAUCAAUGUAUAUCGAGCAUCUAAUGAUUUACUGGAGAAGAGAAAAAUGGAACUUAAUAAAACUAAGGAUGAUAAAAUUCUAAGGAAAUGGUGCAAGGAAAAUUUUAUCAACAGUCGUUCUCUGAGGCAUGCCCGUGACAUACUCAGUCAAAUUCGAGGACAUGUUGAACAAAUGGGCUUUUGUAUUUCUUCUUGUGGGGAUGACACACUUGAGUUCCGGAAAUGUCUUGCUGCUUCAUUUUUCCUUAAUGCAGCUCUUAGACAGCCUGAAGGAACAUACAGGGCUUUGGCAAGUGGUCAGGUGGUGCAGAUUCACCCUUCUUCUGUUUUAUUCCGUGCAAGACCAGAUUGCAUAAUUUUCAAUGAGCUUGUCCAAACUAGUCAUAAAUAUGUACGCAAUGUAACUAGAAUUGAUUAUUUGUGGUUGACGGAGCUCGCCUCUCAUUAUUAUACUAUGCAGACUUGAAUUAUAUGAUUUUGUCAUAAACAACUGGUAACUCCACUGUGUUCUUUUCUUUCCUUGUCUUUUUGCAUGUCCUCUUUGAUCUCUUCUCAAGUGAUUUCUUGUCUAUCACUGCUUUUGAAUUUUCUGACCGAUUAUUUCUGGUGAAAUCAUCUAGCAGUUGGUGGUAUUUAAUUCAGGUCAGCAAUUCAUGCAGCACAUAAUACGAGCAAAGGAGAAGAAAGUUUUAGUUUGCAGUUCCAAUUGGCAUCUGAGGUUGAUAGGAAACACACGAUUCAUUUUUACUAUGAUGAGUGGAGCAAUUUUGAUUUUGUACAUAGAACUGAGUUUUACUGUCUGGCAUCUGAUCAAAUGGAAUCAGUCUUGAAUCUAACAGGUUCGAAGUCCAUACUGCUUAUUUUAAGAAAUGCACAUGUUAUGUAGGAAAUGCUGCACAUGAUAAGAAAGACUUCCAGAGGAGUGCAUGGGAAGAGAGCCUUUAUUUUCUGUUUGAGGUUUUGAUUUUUUUUGGGUAUAGCAGGUGACGCCGCAUCUUGUUUACCUAUUGGGUAGACAAACUAAGGUGUAAUUUGGGUAUAGAAAUUUACAUUUUUGAUAUAUUCCCAUCAGAUGUAACAAUCAGAAAAUUGCAAGUCCUCUUGGCAUCUGUUAAUAUAUCAAUUAAUGUUAGUAUCUGAA
Molecule: messenger RNA, 3033 nt
Organism: Carica papaya (papaya)
Lineage: Eukaryota; Viridiplantae; Streptophyta; Magnoliopsida; Brassicales; Caricaceae
Product: RNA helicase family protein
Biological process (GO): positive regulation of transcription by RNA polymerase I
Cellular component (GO): nucleolus; intracellular anatomical structure
Molecular function (GO): double-stranded RNA binding; helicase activity; ATP binding
Source: RefSeq, a predicted model, not a curated record